UUCUUGUUGCUGGUAGUCAUAUAAUCGGUGAUGCUAUUCGUGAAUUUGCUGGUGAAUGUGGUAUUGAAUUUGCUGAUGAUAAAAAUGCUGUUAUUGAUCAUCUUAAUUAUGAUGUUAAUGAUAAUGGACAACAUACAUUAAUUAUUGCUAGUCCAGAUAAUCUUUUAGCAUCCGAAUUAAUAACUGGAGAAGCUAAAAAAGUUGGUCUACCAUUUCUUUUUCGAGGCAUUGGAAUGUCAUCUGAUUCAGAGAAUUCAUUAUUACUUGAUGUUUUAACUGGUUCAUCAAGUUCAUAUACGGCUAAUCCUGAUGAAAAAACAUUAACUGAAUAUCCAACAACAGUUGGUAAACGAACAUUAUUAGUAUCUGUACUUCAAGCUCAUAAUAAUGCUCGUGUUGGUUUUGUUGGUUCAUUAGAUUUUUUUAGUAAUGAUUUUUUUCAAAGUCCAAUACAAUCAAAUGAUGGAAAAAAAUCAGCUAAAUCUGGUAAUGAAGAAUUAG
Messenger RNA from Rotaria sordida, 501 nucleotides. Lineage: Eukaryota; Metazoa; Rotifera; Eurotatoria; Philodinida; Philodinidae. The record is from the annotation of a GenBank genome assembly.